Molecule: messenger RNA, 4282 nt
Organism: Bemisia tabaci
Lineage: Eukaryota; Metazoa; Arthropoda; Insecta; Hemiptera; Aleyrodidae
Product: hdc homolog, cell cycle regulator
Source: RefSeq, a predicted model, not a curated record
AAAGCGGCGAGGGAACCAUGUGCUAAGCGAAACAAGAUCGUGUUUUUUCAUGUUGUGUUUUACGUACUGCUAGAACUCAAGUUGACGAGCACGUUGUUUUUACACGUUUUAAUUCCUUUUUUUUGUUCCUCCACUCACGACCCCGCAGUUCAGUUCUGAAUGCACAUUUUGAGUUCGUAUUUUUUCGUUCCUUCGUUUUUCAAGUUUUUUCAAUUCGCGUUGAAAAACUGAGUUCACCAAAAUUGUGUUCACGUUUCCCUCACAAUUUUUUUGUCCGGGUGUUUUCAUCGACGCGAUUUUCGAGCGGCUUCAGUUUUUCUCCGAAGUUUUCCGCGCUCGCAUUUUUGAAAAUUACGAGAGGACUCUCCGCGCGCGCAGUUGGCGAGAUCGCCGAGAACUUUCGUGAGAUUCGAUUUUUGCGGUAGCGUGUCGUUUUCGCGAACCGGCAAAUUCCUUCUGCGCCUGCAUCUUCUCUCGUUUUCCCCCUUACUUUCCUGAAAGUACAAAAAAGCAAAAUUUUAAGAAAAAUUACAGUUUUAUCUCAAAUCAAAUAUUUAAUUUACUGUUGUGUUUUUAUUUAAAGAAAGAAUAUAUUUAGUUUGUUGGUGCUUCUGUUCUAUUACACGGAUUCUGGCAUUUCCUUUCAAGAAACUCUGCAUCCUCAGUAAAUAAAUUCUCCGAUAGCAUUUUCAACCGAGCAUUUUCGCUAAUCGAUUUUCUACAGUUUUUUCUACCAAUCGCGUCUUGUAGUGAAUCAAACGCGAACUUCAUCACCGUUUCCUGAAAACAAAUUUAUACCUGGUGAAUUUUUAUAUAAAAUCUCUGCCAAUCCUCUAAUUAAUUUAGAACUCUCGCGACAAAUUCAACUAGAUCUCAGGUUCGUAUCGUAUACAAAACAUAGUCUAUUUACGAACAGUUGACGGAUAAAUGAAUUUUAAUUAAUUGUUUAGAGAAAAAUGCAUUAUUUAUUUUGUUGACGAAGAAAUAGCGUUGAAGUGUAAAGAAAAUUCGUUUUGUUUUCCCUUGGUUAAGUGUUAGAACAAUGUGCGCCGUUGUGAGAAACACGUGGAGCGGUCCGGCCGGCAUCGCCGCUGUCUUGGUCGCGUGAAAACGUGAAGCGCGAGUUGUAGGCUAGCCUGCCGCUUGGAAGCGCGCCGAGCCGCGCCACUGUCACUUUCGCUCUCGUCGGAUUUUACCAGUUUCCACUACGGCUACCUGCGUUUUCCCUGUCACGAUGGCCCCCCGGAGGAACAACCACUCGGUGGCCCUCCACGCCCCGGCGGCCGGGCACACGGCGACGGCCAACGAAAUAGGACACUUCUUCCUGGACCCGCUGAGUCUGGACCAGGACAACUACACACACUGCUGCGUGCCCAGCGGCGAGUGUCUCCACCACCAGCAGCCCAUCCCCUUGAACGACCUCGAGGACGCCGUCAAAGUCGUGUGCAACAACGACAACUGCACCAUGGGCAAGUUCAUGCACCGCGAGUGCUUCGAGCACUGGGAGCAGAGCGUCCUCAACUACCUCAAGACCUGCGGGAGGGCCCGCUCCUGGUCCGAGCGACAGAGGCACCAGAACCUCUGGACGAAGAAGGGCUACGACCUGGCGUUCAAGGCCUGCGGCUGCAAGUGCGGGCGGGGGCACCUCAAGAAGGACCUGGAUUGGGUCCCGUCUUCGGGCUCUGUCUUCCGCGAGGACACGGACACGAGCAAGAAGAAAAAGAGGAAAAACAAGAGCAACGCUCGGCCGACCCUGGCCAUCUCGGCGGCCCACGCCAACGGGAACCUCCCCAACAUGGGCCACAUCGGGAAUAUCGGAACCAAAAGCUUCGAGAACCACAUCCUAUCGGCCGACCUCCGAACCCGCACCGGGAGCCUCUCUUCGUCCACCGGAUCCUCGUCUCCCCCGGCCUCCACUUCCAGCAUCUCGCCGGUCCACUCUUCCGGCACCGGCGCCAGCAAGAGAAAGAUCAAAUUCGACUUCUUCUCAGACAGACAUAUUUCUUCCAUGAAUGGCAGUGGCAUCUUCACCAGGCGGCAAGACUUCACAUCCUUCAACUCAAUCCCGAAAGUGAAACUUAAUUCUUAUAAUAUAAAGAUGGAAGACGAAGGGAACCACGGGAACGAUGACACCCGGUGCUUCGUGCUCUCGACGUUGGCGGCCAAACACCAGCCGCGCGUCAACUGCCUCCUCUGCCACUCGACGAUGCUAGUCUUCGACCGAUACCCUCUCGUCGACGGCACCUUCUUCCUCAGCCCCAAACAGCACAGCCAUUUCUCCAUCGAGACGAAAUCAGAAGGAAAGACGCAAUACCUGAGCGCGGUGUGCAUGGGUUGUCUUCAGGGUUGGACCAAGCUGCGAUGUCGGCACUGUUCCGAACCCUGGGACGGCUCCUCUCUCAUGAUCGGCUCAAUGUACUCCUACGAUAUCUUCGCAGCCAUGCCAUGCUGUGCUGAUCGAUUGAAAUGCAACGGAUGCCAGAAAGCCCUGCUGCUGCCCCACCAGCGGCUCAACUUCUACAGCGACUACUCGCACAAAGUGGCCUGCCCGCAGUGCGGCGUGCAGGACAACCACUUCGUCAAGCCGCUGGCUUCCUGCUUCACCCGUGGCUGGCCAUAACAUCAGGCCCCCGCCUCGGACCUGAGUCUGUCGCCUACGUCCGUGUCCUCCGCCUCCGUAGAUCUGAGCUUCGCCUCGGCCUCGGCGUCGCCGACCGCCCGGUCCCAACAGUCCGGGUCCCCGGUCACCCCCGAGCCGCGCACCGCAGACAUCGCUGACAAGAUCAUCGAGUCCUUCUGGGAGACCAGGAUCCACGAUCUCAUCACCGCGAUGAGCAACUACGGUCUGCUCCAGUGAACGGCCCCGCGGCAGUUGUAGAUAGUGUACAGCAAGUGUGCUCUUUAAGUAACGUUGAAAGGAGUCUUCUCAUAGCUCAGGCUCGUUUCGUUGAAAUGCGCCCACCGAGGAUGGAUUAUUCCAGCUCUCGUGGUAUCAGCUCUUCUGAGGAGUUUCUAAGCAUCGCGUUCGCCCGAGACCAGUCAGUCUCGGCCCAGGCGACUCAAGACGCGCUAAGCUCUAGCUCAAUAAGUUAAGUGUAAAGUUUUCAUUCCUGCGUACCUCUUCGCAUUGGAUGGGUGUGAGAAAUGUUUUGGGGCCCUUUGGAAAUCCUCUGCGAGUGAUUUUUAUGUCUUUACCUCAAUGAUGUAGUGGUUGUGGUUAUGUCAAAGUCGAUGCUGUCUUUUCUGGCAGCAAGCGAUCAUUUAAUUGGUCGGAUGCCGGAAUGACGCAUAAAAGAACGUUGAAAAUAUGUGGAACGACCUUGGUGUUCUGCUUUUGAUAAGUCGCUUUUUUACAUCUAUAUAGCCUAGACAGAGUUGAAAAAUGUAUGAAUCAAAAUCAUAUAAUUAAUUUAGGAUUGCAGGGAAACUACGUGUCCUUUCACUGGAAUCAGGACGUGCGUCCUGAUUCCUAGUUUUAUCAUUUGAAGCUAUCUCUCUUUUUGACUGUGAAUCCGCUAACUCAGGCAAGUCUCAGUUUCUUUAAAAUUAAUCGUAAUCAUGCAUAUUUAAAUGUUUUAAUGAAGUUAGUUAGUUUCAACUGAGAAAUUUUAGUUCAAAAUUAAGAAUAUAUUUUCAAAUUUUAUCAUAGUAUAUUAUAGUAAUUAUAUUAAUAGAUGAAAUCUCAGAAACUAUUUAUUCAGGGAACUCUCAGGUUUCUUGUUUUCCUUUACUAAUUUUAAUUCGUAAUUAAGAAACAAAUCUUAUAUAUAAGUCGCGGCAUUAACGGUCCCUCUGCAUUUCCUCCUUUUAAAGCUUCUCUUGUGGAAUUGUUGCUCAUUUUGUUCACGCUUUUGAUAAGUUUUAAAGACUCACAAGCUGAAAGAAUCAUUCCGUACCAUUUUACCUCAUUCGAACGCAUUAUGCGAAUGGAAUCUACCUACCUACGCUUGUCGUGCAGAUAGAUCUUUUUACUCAAGUACUUCCGUGUAAGAUCAAGGUGAAAAGCCGAUAUUUUACAGCAUUUUACGAAAGAAAUUGUUACUUUAUUUCAGCCAACACUUCAAAUUUCAUAAAUACGUUUAACAUCUUAAUUGUAAGCUUCAUACAUGUUUACCCACUGUUCCAAAGCUAUCGGCUGCCUGGAGUUAUAUUUUUAUUGGUCAUCGUGACGUGGCUAAUUAAUUGAACCAACAAAUCAGGUAACCAACAAUUAGUGUUCUUCAAAAGCCUAAAAUUUUGGAGUCGCAUGCGAACAUCCUCCCUCCGCAGUUUGUAACCAAAA